Molecule: messenger RNA, 789 nt
Organism: Dendrobium catenatum
Lineage: Eukaryota; Viridiplantae; Streptophyta; Magnoliopsida; Asparagales; Orchidaceae
Product: 60S ribosomal protein L12-like
Exons: 1
Coding region: 86-586 (166 amino acids)
Biological process (GO): translation
Cellular component (GO): cytosolic large ribosomal subunit; ribosome
Molecular function (GO): structural constituent of ribosome; large ribosomal subunit rRNA binding
Source: RefSeq, a predicted model, not a curated record
AACGCGAACCCUAAUCUGAAAUCCUUACCGCGUUUCUUUCCUCUCCGAACAAAACCCUAGCAUCUGUGCAGGCUCCGCGACCACUAUGCCGCCCAAGUUCGAUCCUUCCCAGGUCGUCGAGGUAUAUGUCCGCGUCACGGGUGGCGAGGUUGGUGCCGCGAGUUCCCUCGCCCCCAAGAUCGGUCCCCUUGGUCUUUCUCCUAAGAAAGUCGGAGAAGACAUCGCUAAGGAGACUGCUAAGGAUUGGAAGGGCCUCCGUGUCACUGUCAAGCUAACCGUCCAGAAUCGUCAGGCUAAGGUCUCCGUGGUGCCAUCUGCGGCAGCCCUAGUCAUCAAGGCGCUCAAGGAACCGGAGCGCGAUCGAAAGAAGACCAAGAACAUCAAGCACAAUGGAAACAUCUCUCUCGAUGAUGUCAUCGAGAUUGCGAGGACCAUGAAAACUAGAUCCAUGGCCAAGGAUCUUUCAGGCUCUAUCAAGGAGAUCCUGGGGACGUGCGUUUCUGUCGGAUGCACCGUUGAUGGCAAGGAUCCAAAGGAUCUGCAGACUGAGAUCUCAGAAGGAGAUGUGGAGGUUCCCCUCGAGUGAGAAUCUAUCAUUCGUUGUUAUGCUUUUUUGUCCCCAGUAAUAAUUUACUUUUAAUUAGUUUUUUUUCUUUCCAAGGCAAAGACGACUAAAAUUAUGGAAUUGAAUCCUAGUUGAUUACAAUUUUGAAGGUAUUUUGAUGAUUUCUUUCUGUAGCACCAAAGUGAGACCUUUUUUUUAUUGAUCUUUGUCCUUAUUUAUUGUUU